This is a messenger RNA of Owenia fusiformis, 2060 nucleotides long. The record is from the annotation of a GenBank genome assembly. NCBI's taxonomy places the organism in Eukaryota, Metazoa, Annelida, Polychaeta, Sabellida, Oweniidae.
GGCAUGGGUCUCAAUGCCCACUGCGAUUGGUUGAUAAAAAAGUGACGUCACUUGAGUGCAUGUUUCGAGUUGAGAAAGAAGGGAACAGCAAGUGGUCGCCUAAAAACGUCUGACAGCUAGUUAUUAGCUUAGUUCUUGGAGAGUUGGUCGCAUGUAAGAGUGAACUGAGCUGAGAACAACAAUUUGGCACGCUAUCUUUGUAGUAUAGGCACACACAGCACAAGUAAUCACCAAAUUACGAACCAUUGCACCGAAGAGAAAAUCACAUUUUCACAGCGGAAUUGGCCGGAACUCCAUACGAAUUUAAACAUAGUAGCCAAAAUUUGUGACAAUUUGCCACAAUGACAACGAUUCAAGUCUCCGGAGGAUUGGACACGCAGGCUGCAAUGAGCCUAAGCACAAGCAUGGAUUCUGUAAAUACUGUUCCCGAUGAAGAGGUGCGAACUCUAUUUGUGAGUGGGCUCCCCAUGGAUGCCAAACCUAGAGAAUUAUAUCUACUGUUUAGGGGUUAUAAGGGUUAUGAAAAUUCCCUGUUAAAAAUAAUGGGGAAACUCGUAAAGACCACGGGAGGAUACGAAGGCUCACUAUUAAAAGUCACCAAUAAGAAUGGCAAAAAUACUUCACCUGUUGGUUUCGUGACAUUCAGCUCAAGAGUUUCAGCAGAGACAGCAAAGCAAGAUUUACAGGGAGUGAGAUUCGACCCUGACCUUCCCCAGACCCUUAGGUUAGAGUUUGCAAAGAGUAACACUAAAGUGACAAAGCCCAAACAACAAAGCCCCCAGCCUGCUGCAACCCACCCCACACUAGUCCACCCGAUUACUGGACAAGAAAUAGGUCCCGCCUUUUUCCCAGGUGCGACAGACGCAGCAGCAUGGACCCACCUCCCAACAGCAUACACAGAGAUUAACCCCCAGAUGAUGCAAGCAGCAGCAGCUGCAGGAUUACACCAUCCUGGGCUAAUGCACCCUUCCCUAGCUCAGGUACCACUUUCUGCCCAAAUGCCCUUUCCUGUCUCCGCAGCACAUCAAACAACAUUAUCUCAGACACCAAGUCCCUUGGCACUGGCAGCAGUUGCGCAGCACCACCCUGCUGCCCUAGCACAACUUCCAAACCCGCACCUCGCUGCCAGCCCAGUGUUAACGAGCCCCGUUAACACGACUGGCAGUGCUACUCAAACAGCCGUUAGUCAACUUGCACAUAGCGCGCCUUGUUCCACACUUUUUGUAGCAAACUUAGGCCAAUUUAGUUCAGAACAAGAGCUGAAAGAUAUCUUCUCUAGUUUCCCUGGUUUUAGUCGACUCAAGAUGCACAAUAAAGGUGGCUCCCCAGUAGCAUUUGUUGAAUAUCAGGAUCUUCGGUUUGCUAAUGAAGCUAUGCAGCGUCUGCAAGGGUUUGUCCUACUAUCGUCUGAAAGAGGUGGGGGACUCAGGAUAGAGUUUGCCAAGAACAAAAUGGGCGAGAAAGGAAGGGAAGAUCAAUUGUUUUUACCUGGACAAUCCCUACAAUCGCCCACCCUGGCAAACCAAAGCACGCUUCUUUACCAGUAACCAUAGCAACUGUAUCCAUGACAAUGAUGAGCAAUAAGCAAACAUAAUCUAAACAAGCAAACAAAUAAACAAUCAAUCAACAAUCAAUCAUGCUACGAGGAGUCACCAGAAACUAAAUUAUUCAUGUAUAUAUGGAACUAAUCAGGAUUGAAGAUGUAGACUAAUUAUGAUUGGUCGAUCAUGAAACUAUGUAUAUAUUUGCAGAUUUUAUGAUGUUGUGAAAACAUAUCCAUAUAGAGCUAGUGUAGAAUAUAGCAUAUCCUUGUAUAUACCCCCUUAGCUAUAGAACCAGACUGCAUUGUCCUGAUACUCAUCUUGAGGUUUUCAUAGCUAACCCCCACGGCUAGAAUCCCUUGACAUGCUAUCGGGUCAAGUUAUUAUAUUGGAAAAUAUGAGAUUUUCCAUCCGUCCAUUUGCAAAGGAAACAUAUCGUUGAUAUUAGAGAUAAUUGCGAAGAAGUCAAGUUUACGGCUCCUUCAACAGUACAGCAGCAGUGAAUAUUAUCAUCAUUGA